AUGCUGGUGGACAUGGAGUGGGUGGGACGAGUGAAAGUGUGCGAGCGUCAUGCUGCUGCUGCUGCAGCAGCAGCAGCAGCAGCAGCAGCAGCAGCAGCAGCAGCAGCAGCAGCAGCAGCAGCAGCAGCAGCAGCAGCAGCAGCAGCAGCAGCAGCAGCAGCAGCAGCAGCAGCAGCAGCAGCAGCAGCAGCAGCAGCAGCAGCAGCAGGCGGGCCAGUUCAUCAUUCCAGCAGCAGCAGCGAUUCAUACAUCACCCACCACACCCACCAGACGGCCCCGCACUCACUGAGCACGCAGGGCUCGGGGUCGUCUGUCAUGUCGCCAGCGCCCACGUUCAUGGGAGUGCACACCAUCUGCCGUGACACGGCCAGGCGGUUCCCCCUGAAGCCCAGGAACAGCGGGUCGGCCGCCUCGCCCAUCCCCGCCACUGGUCGUGGUGUGAUGGCAGUGGCGGCGGCACAAGGGUUGUGGAGGCAGAGGGACUCCCCUUCCCGCCUCGCUAUUCCCCUUUCCGUCGCCCGAACCAACUCUCACCCUUGUCUCCCCUACCCCUACCUGAUGCCCCUUCCCGCGGCUCGACUCCCUGUUCUCACCCUUGUUUCCCUUGUCUCCCUUCUCUCCGUUCCCUCCCUUUCUCACCCUUCUCUCCCUUGUCUCCCUUCCUCGCCCUUCACUCCCUUCACUCCCUUCACUCCCUUCACUCCCUUCCCUCCCUUCCCUCCCUUCUCUCCCUGCCCUCCCUCCCCCCCUUCUCUCCCUACCCUCCCUUCUCUCCCUUCCCCCCCUACUCUCCCUGAGCCACCUUCUCUCCCUUUCCUCCCUUCUCUCCCUUUCCGCCCUUCUCUCCCUUUCCGCCCUUCUCUCCCUUCCCUCCCUUCUCUCCCUUCCCUCCCUUCUCUCCCUUCCCUCCCUUCUCUCCCUUCCCUCCCUUCCCUCCCUUCUCUCCCUUCUGUCGCUUCCCUCCCUUCCCGCUCUUCUCACCAACUCUUUGAUAUGCCUUCCUGUCCCCCAUCCUUCCUUCCUUACGCACUCCUCCUGCCAUUCUCUCCUCUUGCAAUCUUCACUGCCAUCCUUCCCUUCCACAUAUCCUGUAACCAAGCCCCCUUCGAUUCUCUUGUCGUCACCACCCAAGCAACAGCAGCAUUGCCAUGGGAAAUUUCAACAUGCAUCUCCCACCUACCCCCACCUACUCCCAUCUCACCUCCCCUCCCCCUACCACAUACUCCCAUCUCACCUCCCCUCCCCCUACCACAUACUCCCAUCUCACCUCCCCUCCCCCUACCACAUACUCCCAUCUCACCUCCCCUCCCCCUACCACAUACUCCCAUCUCACCUCCCCUCCCCCUACCACAUACUCCCAUCUCACCUCCCCUCUCCCCCCUUUACCACGGGAUAUCAGCCCACCACGCCUCCCCAUACCACCUGCUCCCAUAA
Closterium sp. Yama58-4 is the source of this 1434-nucleotide messenger RNA. The record is from the annotation of a GenBank genome assembly. Lineage: Eukaryota; Viridiplantae; Streptophyta; Zygnematophyceae; Desmidiales; Closteriaceae.